UCCCGGAGUCCACCCUCCAGUGAGACUCUCCACACACAAACACUUCACUCUAAAUGUCCGCGUUCUCGUUGGUUCCACCUCGUCUCAAGAUGUCCGGAGGCCGCAGAGCUUCAGUCACGGCCGCUGUGUUUUUCUUCUUCAUUCUUUGCGACUUUUUACUGAGUUCACAGGCGCAAACACCGACUCCCUCUCCGGCUCCGGUCACUUGUGGCCAGAGAUCCAACACCAGCUGUGAAGAAUGUUUGAAAAAUGUGACUUGUUUGUGGUGCAGACCAACCCAACAAUGCAUGGACUACCCAGUGAGGAACAUCCUGCCCCCAGGCAGCGUGUGUCCUCUGACUGAUGCACGAUGGGGCGUUUGUUGGGUCAACUUCCAGAUUCUGAUCAUCACCAUGUCAGUGCUGGCCGGUGUCAUCAUCAUCGGCGUCCUUAUUUGCUGCUUCUGCUGUUGCAAAUGUGAAAGAACUGGAAACAAGAGAGAAGACGCCAAGGUGGAGCGACAAACUCAUGCAAGAAAGGCUCGUCAGAAAGCGAGGAGAUCAGAAAUGCAGUUGAGACAUGACGAGAUCAGGUCGAAAUAUGGUGUGGCAAAGGAUAAUCCGUACGCACGUAUGGACGACCAUUAAGAAGAAUCACAGACAUAACUUCUUUUUAUUUAAGGAAAAAAUAAAUCCUAUCAUAAGAUGAUCUUAUUGAUGCCAGUAACAUUGAAAGAUAUUAGGUGUCAUUAUGCAGAUUAAUUUCAUUAAUGGCAGAAAAAAGUCACUAAAAUGUUUUUGCAAUCAUUUUUGACACAUGAUCUGCUUAUCUAAUGUUUUUUUUUUGUUUGUUUUUUUCAUUUUGAUGUGAAUGAUUGUGUGAAAAUACACUCCUUUAACUUA
Solea solea (common sole) is the source of this 881-nucleotide messenger RNA. RefSeq names its product PTTG1 interacting protein b (gene pttg1ipb). Gene Ontology annotation, biological process: protein import into nucleus. Gene Ontology annotation, cellular component: nucleus; cytoplasm. The record is from RefSeq and is a predicted model, not a curated record. Bases 54 to 626 code for a protein of 190 amino acids. Lineage: Eukaryota; Metazoa; Chordata; Actinopteri; Pleuronectiformes; Soleidae. The transcript is spliced from 7 exons.